Aspergillus alliaceus is the source of this 744-nucleotide messenger RNA. RefSeq lists its product as uncharacterized. The transcript has 4 exons. The record is from RefSeq and is a predicted model, not a curated record. Lineage: Eukaryota; Fungi; Ascomycota; Eurotiomycetes; Eurotiales; Aspergillaceae. The coding region runs from base 1 to 744 and encodes 247 amino acids. Gene Ontology annotation, biological process: nucleoside metabolic process. Gene Ontology annotation, molecular function: catalytic activity.
AUGGGGUUUCCAAAGCAACCCAGGUCGCUCGCAGAUAUUCAGACGCCAAUCAUAUGUGCAUUACCCACAGAAGCGGAUGCUGUGGAAGUGGCAUUCGACAAGUUCUGGGAAGAUCAUGGAGAUAAAUACGACAAAUUAACCACCGAUGUAAACGUGUAUACGCCGGGGAUGGUUUGCAACCACUAUGUUGUGCUCGCUCAUAUGCCAGGGAUUUGCAAGAGAAACGCCGCCAAUGUCGCAGCUAAUUUUCGAUCGAGCUUUCCUGGCAUCAAGUCCGCCUUGCUCAUUACCCUGGGCGACGUGAUCAUCAGCGACGGCGUGACAGAGUUUGACUUUGGGAGACGGUUUCCUGGGAGCCAGUUUAUACGAAAAGAUACUCCGACGGACAAUCUCAGCUCACCCAGGGCCCAAAUUAGAGCAAUAUUGGCCAAGUUGCAAUCGCAGCAAAAUAGAAAACGCCUUCAUGACAAGCUGGCAAAUUGCCGUAUUGCCCAGAAAGCAUCUUGCCAGCAAUUAGGAUGUGAUCCGACACACUUGACUAUCACGCGGGCACCGUCGUCGCUGAUUCAUUUCGGUCGGAUUGCGACUGGGGACACUGUGAUGAAGGCCGGGGAGGAUCGCAAUAUUAUCGCAAAAGACGAGGGGGUCAUACCAUUCGAAAUGGAAAGUACAGGGGAUUGUGACUAUGCAGACAGCCACAAGUUGGGACAGGCAUAUGCGGCCGUAGCAGCAGCAGCUGCAUGA